This is a messenger RNA of Oncorhynchus tshawytscha (Chinook salmon), 707 nucleotides long. RefSeq names its product high affinity immunoglobulin epsilon receptor subunit gamma. The coding region runs from base 127 to 426 and encodes 99 amino acids. Gene Ontology annotation, cellular component: Fc-epsilon receptor I complex. Gene Ontology annotation, molecular function: IgE receptor activity. The record is from RefSeq and is a predicted model, not a curated record. Lineage: Eukaryota; Metazoa; Chordata; Actinopteri; Salmoniformes; Salmonidae. Gene Ontology annotation, biological process: cell surface receptor signaling pathway. The transcript is spliced from 5 exons.
GAGCUCUCUGCACUUUCUGUUCAGAGGUGUCAGAAACCCACAGUCAGCCAUUGAAAUAACACCAAGUACUCCAACUCUCCAUCUACUCUCUUUAACCGUGUCUUUCAUUUUGUGCCUGCUACGAAGAUGUUUCGGGGAUCUCUGAUCUUGGUCGCUCUACUCUUGAACUUCAGCAUGGCAGAGGCCCAAGUGCCAGACGGGAAACUGUGUUAUAUCCUGGAUGGGAUUCUCGUGAUCUACGGCGUCAUGCUCACCAUCUUGUACUGCAGACUGAGGAUGCAUCCCAUCUACAUAAACAAUGGCGGACCUCCACAGGUCACUGGCGGGUAUCCACAGAAAGGAGAGGGACUUUACGCAGGUUUGACCCAUAAAGGUCAGGACACCUAUGAGACCAUCAAGGUGCAGAAGAAAGCGAUGCUGGUGUGAUAGAGGAAGAAGACAGUAGAGUGAGUGGUGGUAAACAACAAACCACAACCCUGUCUUACAUGGCAUUUAAAUGAGUUUAGAUCUAUAUGACUUCUUGCUUUCCUUUCCUUUCCUUAGGUUAGGUUGGGCCAGUAGUGUUGGUGGCUGUUGACUGGGGGCCUGAGAUGGGCAGUGUUUAAGAUGCAUUUUGGUUAUUCUGUAAAGCAGCCCUUUCACUUUCUAUAAUUGACUAUCAAUUAACUUGUCAUUUAAAGAUUAAAUGAUUCAGAAACUACCUUAAA